Messenger RNA from Schistocerca cancellata (South American locust), 1912 nucleotides. Its product is annotated as homeobox protein Hox-A2b-like. Gene Ontology annotation, cellular component: nucleus. The coding region runs from base 1 to 1140 and encodes 379 amino acids. The record is from RefSeq and is a predicted model, not a curated record. The transcript is spliced from 4 exons. Gene Ontology annotation, molecular function: RNA polymerase II cis-regulatory region sequence-specific DNA binding; DNA-binding transcription factor activity, RNA polymerase II-specific. Gene Ontology annotation, biological process: regulation of transcription by RNA polymerase II. Lineage: Eukaryota; Metazoa; Arthropoda; Insecta; Orthoptera; Acrididae.
AUGGGCCAUGCCUCCUUGGCACCCAGCAGCUAUGUUAACACACAUUCUGUGGGACCUCCGAAGCCUCCACUGCCAGUUAUCGCUUCCAGCAGUCCUGCUGUCACAGCAGGUGCCAAACCGGUGUCAGUUUCGGCCUCAUCGAGCCCGACGAGGCCCUCGACCGGUUCGGGACCGACAAUCAGCAAGCGGGCCCGCACAGCGUACACUUCGCAGCAGCUGAUCGAACUGGAGAAGGAGUUCAGCAUCAAUCGCUACCUCUGCCGCCCGCGUCGCAUUGAGCUGGCAGCUCAGCUGGGUUUGACUGAGCGCCAGAUCAAAAUCUGGUUCCAGAACCGUCGAAUGAAGUACAAGAAGGAGAAGAAGGCCAAGGAAGCAAUGGAAGCUGCAGAGGCAGCAGGCAGUGACCAGGAGCUCUCCGCCCACCGUCGUCAAUCGUCAGCACGCGGCACACAUUCUCAGCAGAAGAGCACGUCAUCUCCCCCACCACUAAAGGGCCUGGCCAACCCUGGGCCAUCAGCUGCCAUAUGUGCUACCAUGCCAGCAGCAGCAGUAACAGCAGUUGGAGGUGGUGGGGGAUGUACACUUGACGGGUAUCAGAACCCAGGUCCAGACUUCAAUGAGUUACUUGUGACACACAAGCCAGUCCAGCAGACUCAACACGUAUCACCUCCAGUACAGAUAAAUCCAAACUUCACACCAACUGAGGCUUAUGACAGCUCAAAUUAUUUCACACAACAGAUGCAGUAUGACUACUUACAACCAAAUGUUUCUGAGGAUAGGCUGCAGCAUUACCAAAUGCAUGUUCCACCACAAGUUUAUCAGCCAACAUUCCAGUCAAUGUUGCCUGCAGGCUUUCCACAGCCAGAUGACCUUUUGUCAGUUCUACCUGGCUCUUCCAUGGACAUCAAGCCACCAGUAAUUCAAAAAAUGGAGCAUAUGGAUACAUACCAGGAACCUCUGCAGGCAGGUUUGGUACCCGGAUACAAACAGGAGAUUUUCUGGGACCACCAGGAUCAGCAACAACAGCAGCAGCAGCAGCAGCAACAACGCCCACCACCCGCAUAUCCGGACAACUAUACUGAGAACAACAGCAGUGCCAGCUACUCCACUGUGUCGCCGCCGAGCUUGACAGAACUUUAAUAUCAAGGUUUGGAUGCAUUACCAAAUGCAUCUUCCACCACAAGUAUAUCGGCCAAUGUUCCAGUCAGUGUUGCGCGCAGGCUUUCCACAGCCAGAUGAAAUGUCGGAGCUACCUGGGUCUUCGAUGGGCAUCGAGCCACCGAUAAUUCAGAAAAUGGAGCAUAUGGAUACAGACCAGGAACCUGUGCAACCAGGUUUGGUAUCCGCACACAAGCAGGAGAUUUUCUGGGACUGCCAGGAUCUGCAACAAUGCCCACCGCCUGCCUAUCUAGACAACUAUGCUGAAAAUAACAGCAGUGACAGCUACUCCACUGUGUCGCCACCGAGCUUGACAGAACUUUAAUAUCAGUGGUUUGGAUGCAUUACCAAAUGCAUGUUCCACCACAAGUAUAUCAGCCAAUGUUCCAGUCAGUGUUGCCUGCAGGCUUUCCACAGUCAGAUGACCUUCUGUGAGUGCUACCUGGCUCUUCCAUGGACAUCAAGCCAUGGAUAAUUUAAAAAAAAUGGAGCAUAUGGAUACAUACCAAUGUUUGGUACCUGCAUAGAAGCAGGAGAUUUUCUGGGACCACCAGGAUCAGCAACAGCAACAACGUCUGCCACCCAUGUAUCUGGACAACUAUGCUGAGAAUGACAGCAGUGCCACCUACUCCACUGUGUCACUACCGAGCUUGAACGAACUUUAAAAUCAGUGGUUUGGAUUACAAAAUUUUAUUUCAGAACAUUGCACUGUAUCCCAUAUUCAUGUAACUUGUACAUCCAGUGCUUUUUAUAU